UCGUCGCCAUUACAGGAGAACAGCUACGGUACGCGGUAGCUGGAGGAGCGGCGCCGAGGAGCCCGCGCUGCCUGGGCGGCGCCGACCACCCUCACCGCAGCCAGUGCCGGGCCCCGCGGGGCUCCUCGUCCCGUUGCCACCCCGCCUCCCCUCCCCCGGAGCCCCGCAGGCCCGGCCCGGCCUCCCCCGGCUCUCUCUGUUUAAGCGGAGCAGCGAGAAGAUGUCGCCAUGAAGGAGGCCGAGUCAGCGCUGCGCCGCCCCUGUCGGUCCCCUUCGCGGGCCAUGAGCCUGGGCCCCCGUCGCCUCCCCCAGCGCCCGUCCUACCCCCUAGUCCAGAGCCGCUGCCGUCCACUCACCAGCGCCGUCGGGGCGCCCGUUGAUGCUGCAGAGCUCGCCCAGCGCGGCCCCCGCCUCAGCCUCCGACAUGGACAAGAGCAGCCCCUGCGGCUCCGGGAUCCCCGGCUCCUCGGCCGGCAGCAAAGGGCAGCAGACCCGCUCCGCCUCAGCCGGGCCGGCUGGGGGGGAAUCUAAGCCCAAAGGCGAUGGAAAGAAUUCAAGUGGAUCCAAACAACGUUACAAUCGUAAAAGAGAAACUUCAUAUUCAAAAAAUGAGAACUUUUCCAGCCAGUCCCGUCGCUCCAAUUCACAGAAAAGCAAAGCUUUUAACAAGAUGCCCCCUCAGAGAGGGGGCACUGGGGGAAGUUGCAAACUUUUUAGCUCUUGUAAUGGUGGAAGACGAGAUGAGGUAGCAGAGGUUCAACGGGCAGAGUUCAGCCCUGCCCAGUUCUCUGGUCCAAAGAAGAUUAGUCUGAACCACUUAUUGAACUUCACCUUUGAACCCCGUGGCCAAGGAGGUCACUUUGAUGGGAAUGGUCACAGCAACUGGGGGAAGAGGAACAAAUGGGGACACAAACCCUUCAACAAAGAGCUCUUCCUACAGGCCAACUGCCAGUUUGUGGUGUCUGAGGAGCAGGACUACACAGUGAACUUUGCUGAUCCAGAUACCUUGGUCAACUGGGACUUUGUGGAGCAAGUGCGAAUUUGUAGCCAUGAAGUGCCCUCUUGCCCAAUAUGCCUGUAUCCACCUACUGCAGCCAAGAUCACCCGGUGUGGGCAUAUUUUCUGCUGGGCAUGCAUUCUGCACUAUCUCUCCCUGAGUGAGAAAACCUGGAGCAAAUGUCCCAUCUGUUAUGGGUCUAUUCACAAGAAGGAUCUCAAGAGUGUUGUUGCUAUGGAAACACGCCAGUAUGCAAUUGGUGACACCAUUACAAUGCAGCUAAUGAGAAGGGAGAAAAGUGUUUUGGUAGCAUUGCCCAAAUCCAAGUGGAUGAAUGUAGAGCACCCCAUUCAUCUUGGAGAUGAGCAGCACAGCCAAUUCUCUAAGCUGCUGCUGGCAUCCAGGGAGCAAGUGCUGCAGUGGGUGAUAUUGGAAGAGAAAACAGCAUUACUACAACAGUACGAGGAGGAAAAGAACACCCCUGAGGCUUGCUUUAUUGAGGCAGCUAUCCAGGAACUGAAGCAUCGAGAGAGGGCUCUAACUUCACUGGACCAGAGUAGCGAUAGUGACGUCGCAGGAGCUACAGCAGCUGUAGAAGAAUUGGUCCUGAUGGAGCCCUCUGUGGCCAGGGAGCCUGCAGCUUCCCAGGAGAAAAAGCAGUGUGUUCUGGAAUAUCUUUCUGCAUUUGAUGAAGAGAUGGUGGUGGAAGCCCGCUCUGAUUCUGGAAGCUCCUUUCCUCUUCCCCUGGAAGCAGAAGAGGAGGAGGUACCUGAGGUGGACACUGAGGCGGUACCAGAUGUGAGUGCUACAAAAGAAACUAGUCCAUCAGAAAGUAACUACCAGGAAUCUAAAGUUACAGCCACCAGUGGACGUUUGAGCAACAACUCUCCUUUUUACUAUUUCUAUCAAGCGGAGGAUGGACAGUGUAUGUAUCUUCACCCUGUGAAUGUUCGCUGUCUUGUUCGUGAGUAUGGCAGCCUGGAGAACAGUCCAGAGAAGCUCACUGCAGCUGUGGUGGAGAUAACUGGCUACUCUAUGACAGAGGAUAUGCGACAGCGUCAUCGUUACCUGUGUCACUUGCCUCUCACUUGCGAGUUCAGCAUCUGUGAACUGGCUCUGAAGCCACCUGUUAUAUCAAAGGAGACCCUAGAGACAUUUUCUGAUGACAUUGAAAAGAGGAAACACCUGCGGCAGAAGAAAGCUCGUGAUGAGCGGCGUCGGGAACGCAGAAUUGAGAUGGAGGAGAAUAAGAAGCAGGGCAAGUAUCCUGAGGUCCACAUUGCUUUAGAGAACCUGCAGCAGUUUCCUGCCUUCAGUGCUUGCUCAGGAGAACUCAUCAGCAGUGAUAACCAGAGCUCCUCUUUGUCCAUUCUUGGCAGAAGCUCUGUCUCUCUCCCAGAGUCUGUCUCAACUCCAUUGUCAACUGCUGUCAGCCUGGCUAGCCCAUCACUCUGUAUCGGAAGCCUGGAAGAAGAGUCUCCCUUACCCUCCUUUGCCCAGAUGUUGAGAGUUGGAAAAGCAAAGCCAGAAAUGUGGCCCAAAGCUGCCUCAAACUCAAGAGAUCAGAAUACCCUGGCACCUCCUGUUCCAGUGGAUAGUGAUGGAGAGAGCGACAACUCUGACCGUAUGCCUGUGCCCAGCUUCCAGAAUUCCUUUAGCCAAGCUAUUGAGGCAGCCUUCCUGAAGUUGGACAAGCCGUCCACAUCUGACCCCCUCUCUGAGGAAAAGGGAGGCAAGAAAAGAAAGAAACAGAAGCAGAAGCUGCUAUUUAGCACCUCAGUUGUCCACACAAAGUGAUGCUGCUGUCCAAGAAAGUUCUGUCUCCUGGUUUUCAUUUGCUUUUUGUUUUGCUGCUAUAGUUUAAGUAUUUAAGCUUGAACAGACUAAAUCCAUGUUUCUAGGCCUGAGGGGGGAACCAUAGAUAUCCAUUUUUUUUCCCCAGCACCUUCAAUUGGCUUAUACAAAAUCAAAGUAUUAAGAGAAACUGGAACCUGGCACCCUUUAGCCAAGGUUUCCAGUCUGUGCCAAGUCAGCUCUUUUGGCCCAUCAGCAGUUUUAAUGUGUUUUACUGCUGUCUGUGGCACUACCAGUUUUUUGCAGUGUGGUGUGUCACUCAAAAGGCAGAGAGGCUCUACUCACUAUGAGUGUGUGUGUAUAGUGAGGAGACAGUACACAAGAUCUAGCAGUAGGUGCAGUUAGCUGUAAAGCAAAAUCCUUUUUUCUUAGCAAGUGCAGUUGCCUCCCACUGGAAACAGGCAUUACUGAAGAGCAUAGUAGGAAGGAGGGUUCUUACUUUUUAAAAUGACAGGAAUAGCAGUUACUUACUCCUUCUGGUGCCUAAGGAUUAGCUCUAGAGUGGGAAUAAAGUAGAUCCUCAUUACCAAGCUCAAAUUACAAUACAUACAGGACUCUCUGCAUUUCAGAAUGAAGGUUAGGGAAUGACUGUUAUAGUACAAGGCAGCUAUGUUGCUGUGUUAACAUGGAUGUAGUAAUAAGACUGACUUUAGCCAGCAUAGGUUAAAGAGAAUUUCUUUGCCUCCAUGAUCUGGAGCAAACAUUCCACCCUAUAGUCUAAAACUAUGCUAGGUGGGUUUUGAGAUCAGAUGAAUAAGUGAUAUCUAAAAUCUGCAGAAUUAUUAACCCCACAGCAGGGAGCCAGGCUGUCCUGUCCUGGGGAGGGGCAGGGGCCUCAUUCUGUUUUGUGCAGGGAUGCAAGUUGGAUUGUACUAGGCUCAUCUUACUAUAAACCUUCCCCCCCCCCCCAUUUUUUAUUGGAGCGGUCUCAUUCUGCACUGCCUGUGGUUUAAUUUGAAGCUAAUGCAUUAAUUGGUGUGGAUUUUCAUUAAAUAAAAUGAACAGUAGGUGUAAUGUACCAGCAAAGGCAAACAGUUGCAAUAAAUCAUAUGCACAAUUGGAAUUAUGGUGCUGGGGUUGGGGCAGGAGUUCUUCCUCUGCUGUACUCUACCCCAUUUGUUAAGGCUUGACUUGGAAAGGUUUUUAAUAUAACUUUUGCAGUUAAGCUGAGCAGCCACUACCUGAAAAAGAAGAUCCCCUUUACCAACUGGCUGUAAAGGGAAAGAAAGUAGCUGUACCCUUUAGCUUGCAGGCCUUCUUUAUAGGACAGCAGCUUUAAGUUCCUUAACUAUCAUGAAUACCAAGGUGCCUUACUUCUUUUUCAUGUGGAUAUACUGAAGGACUUACUAUGCAGUGAGCUUUCUCACCCUACAAAAAGGGGAAGAUAUUAGAUUAAUAUGCUAGAGAGGAGGUCUGGCCCCUUAUCAAAAGUCUAAGAAUUACACCUUGCCCCCUUAGUUCUUCCUUGGUAUCACAAUAUCCCUCUGCCAGACUUGUUUUUCUGAUAACAUAAGAAUGGCCAUACUAGGUCAGACCAAAAGCCCAUCUAGCCCCCUAUCCUAUCUUUUGACAGUAGCCAAUGCCACAUGCCCUCAGAGGGCAUGAACAGAACAGCUAAUCAAGUGAUCCAUUCCCAGCUUCUUGUAAACAGAAGCUAGGGCUAACAGCCAUUGAUGGACAUAGUCAUGGAGGAUUUUUUUUUUUUUUUUGGAACCUUGUUAUAGGCUUAGCCUUCACAACAUCCUCUGGCAAAGAGUUCCACAGGUUGACUAGGUGUUGUGUAGAAAUGCUUGGUUUUUAAACCUGCUGCCUAUUUCAUUUUGGUACACCCCUAGUUCUUAUUAGUAUAAAUAACACUGCCUUAUUACUUUCUUUACAUCAGUCAUUUAUAGGCCUCUAUCAUAUCUCCCCUUACAUAUCUUUCCUAAGGUGAAAAGUCACCAUGUUGUUAAUCUCCCAUCAUAUAGAAGCUAUUCUAUACCCCCUAAUAAUUUUGUUGCCCCAUUUCUAAAUUUUUUUUUGGAGAUGGGGCUAAAAGUAAACUUCUCUAUAAACCUUUCAGGCCUUCCUAAAGAAGCCACUGUCCAACCUAUCUCUUCCUUUGCAAUCCAUUUUAUUUAACAUGAACUAGGUGUGUCUGACAUAGGACAAACUGCUUUGUUUACACUAGGACUCAACUGAAAACAUGCCACUACUUGCUCUUGCAGCCAAGAGAAACUUCAACAGUCAGGUUGCAUGGAAUAAUUUGUUUAGAGAAGGUGCUGACAGCUCCCUGAAGCCUUGUCUAUACUACCUCUUCUACUUGAGGAGCUGAAUUAGUGCAAUGAUGGGAAAACUUUGGAAAAAAAAUCAGUAUAAAACUUUACACCA
Mauremys mutica (yellowpond turtle) is the source of this 5221-nucleotide messenger RNA. It is a transcript of the gene RNF10, whose product is annotated as ring finger protein 10. The transcript has 17 exons. Bases 380 to 2794 code for a protein of 804 amino acids. Gene Ontology annotation, biological process: positive regulation of transcription by RNA polymerase II; positive regulation of myelination. The record is from RefSeq and is a predicted model, not a curated record. NCBI's taxonomy places the organism in Eukaryota, Metazoa, Chordata, Testudines, Geoemydidae. Gene Ontology annotation, molecular function: transcription cis-regulatory region binding.